AUGACUUUUUCCCACGGGCGAAACAGCGUAAAGUCUUCUUUCCAGCCGCAGGAACUCGCCGAAAGCAAUCCCGACACGCAUACAACCCGGCAAUAUCUCGGUGCUGAGCUUCCUACUGAGCUUACAUGCGCAAUUGCAACCUUCUUGGGCACCAACGAUGUCUUGUCCCUCCGCCUUGCAUGCCGGAAUCUCAACACUCAACUGCACGACACGUUCAUCAACCUCUGUCCUGUCACAGCUGCAACUACAGUCACCAACCUUACCAGGCCAUGCCUGGGUGCUUUCCUCGCUGCAUGUCAGCAUCCAGGCUACGCACACAAGGUUGAAAAGCUUGGGAUCAUCUCUGAGUGGCCUACUCCUCUUGGCGCUGACAUCGCCGCGAACUCCAGCUCCGAGGCACAACGACGCCUCACAGCAACGGACGAUGACGUCGCGCUGCUCAGAGCAGUGUUGGUGCUGCUGCAGAACAUGAACACAGUGGCGAUCGUGCCGGCCGAGCUGAGCCCAGUUGCGCCGUUACGGAUCCUGCCAGGCAGCCUGCAGGCGUCGGAUCGAUCAGGCACAAAUCCAGUGUAUGGAGAUGACUGCCCACAGCGCACUGUCAACACCGUGAUGCGAGCGCUUGCGGCUGUGGAAGGGAGAAUGUCGCUGGACCGCUUCGAGAUGCGCAUGAGGCCGGGCGCGGGAUUGGUUCCUGGAGCAGAGAUUUUCAGUGCCUCCUCAAGCGGUGGAAGACGCGGCAGCGACAAUGCAGGGGGACCAGUGGGGACCGUUAAAAUGGAGGAAGUGGGUCAUGAGGAAGAGAAGAAAGAUCCGAUGCAGAACGAAAAUGAUUUCUGGCGCGGCCUUGCCGCCUCGUUUGCGAACCUCAAUACUCUUUCUCUGGUGCUGAAGUCGGGUGAUCCCGCAAUAAUGCCGCCACUGCGCCGUUUCUUCGCGCUGUUUCCCCAUCUCCGUUCGCUUCGCCUGGAUCUCCAGGCUCAGUAUGGCUGGAGUGAUGGUUGGAAAUACGACAUCAACCCGGCCUUUUCCACCACACGAUUCACAUCCCUUGAGCGCCUAGAGCUGUACUGCUUCAACAUUCCAUCCGCCUGGGAGUUACUGCACUUCAUCGAGCCUUGUGCAAACACCCUUCAACUACUAUCCUUCUGUGGCGCCACUUUGCACCGUGGUGAAGAUUGGCAGAGCGCUGACUGGGUUGUAUUUUUCCAGGGCUUUCUGGAUUUGCUGAUUCGAGAGAAGAUGCCUUUGAAAGAAAUGUUCCUUCGAGAUUUGUACCAGGAUACCCACUAUGACGGUGGGCCUGAGCCGGCUUUGGUACGUUUUGUUGAACAAGAAGAGAAGUGGGGUUGGAAUCGAAAAGAGCGUUUCGAGGAUGCCGCCUGGCUGGAAGAACAUCAUCCAGGCAAUGAUGAGGACGCGGAUGAGGACGUUGUGUAUCUGAGGGGAAACGACACCAUACUAGAAGCGCUGCCUGAUUUGAUCGAGGCAAUCGUGUUGGAUCCUGAAUGA
Lasiodiplodia theobromae is the source of this 1512-nucleotide messenger RNA. Its product is annotated as F-box domain protein. The transcript has a single exon. The record is from RefSeq and is a predicted model, not a curated record. Bases 1 to 1512 code for a protein of 503 amino acids. Lineage: Eukaryota; Fungi; Ascomycota; Dothideomycetes; Botryosphaeriales; Botryosphaeriaceae.